Messenger RNA from Bombina bombina (fire-bellied toad), 1341 nucleotides. RefSeq names its product developmentally regulated GTP binding protein 1 (gene DRG1). Gene Ontology annotation, molecular function: GTPase activity; GTP binding. The transcript has 9 exons. Lineage: Eukaryota; Metazoa; Chordata; Amphibia; Anura; Bombinatoridae. The record is from RefSeq and is a predicted model, not a curated record. Gene Ontology annotation, biological process: cytoplasmic translation. The coding region runs from base 118 to 1221 and encodes 367 amino acids. Gene Ontology annotation, cellular component: cytoplasm.
GUUCGCAGCUUUGACGUGACGUCACCCGACGUGCGUUUGCGCAGUGUGUGCUGGAGUUUAGGGUCCUGGGUACUCUAGGCCUGUUUCUGGUUUUGAGGGGACUGGUCCGUACACACCAUGAGCGGGACUCUGGCUAAGAUCGCCGAGAUAGAGUCCGAGAUGGCCCGGACCCAAAAAAAUAAAGCAACAGCACAUCACCUGGGGCUUCUUAAGGCACGUCUAGCUAAACUAAGGCGGGAGCUCAUCACUCCAAAGGGAGGUGGAGGAGGUGGACCUGGAGAAGGUUUUGAUGUUGCAAAGACUGGAGAUGCUCGCAUUGGAUUUGUUGGUUUCCCGUCUGUAGGAAAGUCUACACUGCUCAGUAACUUAGCUGGAGUUUACUCUGAAGUAGCAGCCUAUGAAUUCACAACACUUACCACAGUACCCGGAGUUGUGAGAUACAAAGGAGCGAAGAUACAGCUUCUCGACCUGCCUGGAAUCAUUGAAGGAGCAAAGGACGGAAAGGGCAGAGGUCGUCAGGUCAUUGCAGUUGCUCGUACGUGCAAUCUAAUCCUUAUUGUUCUGGAUGUGCUUAAGCCUUUGGGACACAAGAAGAUUAUUGAGAAUGAACUGGAGGGUUUCGGUAUCCGUCUAAACAAGAAGCCUCCAAAUAUUGGAUUUAAAAAGAAGGACAAAGGAGGAAUUAACCUCACUGCUACAUGUGCUCAGAGUGAAUUGGACAAUGAAACUGUCAAGAGCAUCUUGGCUGAGUACAAAAUCCACAAUGCUGACAUCACCCUGCGUAGUGAUGCCACUGCUGAUGACCUGAUUGAUGUUGUGGAGGGAAACCGAGUUUACAUCCCCUGUAUCUAUGUGCUAAAUAAGAUUGACCAGAUCUCUUUGGAGGAGCUGGAUGUAAUUUACAAGGUGCCCCACUGCGUGCCAAUCUCAGCCCACCAUCGCUGGAACUUUGAUGACCUUUUAGAGAAGAUCUGGGAUUACUUGCGGCUGGUGCGAAUUUACACCAAGCCGAAGGGACAGCUACCAGAUUACAGUUCUCCAGUGGUGCUACCAGAUUCUCACACUACAGUAGAAGAUUUCUGCCUCAAAAUUCACAAGAACCUGAUGAAGGAGUUUAAAUAUGCACUUGUAUGGGGAUCAUCUGUGAAACAUAAUCCUCAAAAAGUUGGCAAAGACCAUUUGAUGGAAGACGAGGAUGUAAUUCAAAUUGUGAAGAAAUAAUCCAUUUUAUUUUGCACACCCAAGCAAAUUAUGAACAUGUAGCAAGCAGCUCAGCAUGUCUUUCAUCUGUAAAUAUUGUUCAGCCUAAAGUUCAAUAAAUAUUCUCAUUUCAUUAUCAAA